Messenger RNA from Protopterus annectens (West African lungfish), 2990 nucleotides. It is a transcript of the gene VCP, whose product is annotated as valosin containing protein. Gene Ontology annotation, cellular component: nucleus; cytosol; VCP-NPL4-UFD1 AAA ATPase complex. The transcript is spliced from 17 exons. Gene Ontology annotation, molecular function: ATP binding; polyubiquitin modification-dependent protein binding; ATP hydrolysis activity. NCBI's taxonomy places the organism in Eukaryota, Metazoa, Chordata, Ceratodontiformes, Protopteridae. The record is from RefSeq and is a predicted model, not a curated record. Gene Ontology annotation, biological process: retrograde protein transport, ER to cytosol; mitotic spindle disassembly; autophagosome maturation. The coding region runs from base 183 to 2603 and encodes 806 amino acids.
UGCGCUUUACUGAAAUAGCUGAUCUUCCGUUCUCUGCUUAGUAGUUGCUGAAUGUAUCAGUUAGGAACAGGUAUUCCUGCCAAAGACUAAGGAGUUUGCACUAAAGAAGCUUAUUAUUUUCUAUAUAUUUGGGACAUUGCUGAUCACGAUUAUUAUUGUAGGCUGAUAAUUUCGGUAUUAUAAUGGCUUCGGGAGGAGACCCUAAAGCAGAUGAUCUGUCCACUGCCAUUCUAAAACAGAAAAGCAGACCCAAUCGAUUAAUAGUCGAUGAAGCUAUAAAUGAAGACAACAGUGUGGUCUCACUUUCACAGGCAAAGAUGGAUGAACUUCAGCUUUUCAGAGGUGACACUGUAUUACUGAAAGGAAAAAAAAGACGGGAGGCUGUUUGUAUUGUCCUUUCAGAUGACACCUGUUCAGAUGAAAAGAUCCGGAUGAACAGAGUUGUUCGUAAUAACCUGCGAGUCAGACUAGGAGAUGUCAUAAGCAUCCAGCCAUGCCCAGAUGUGAAAUAUGGAAAACGCAUUCAUGUAUUGCCUAUUGAUGACACAGUUGAAGGAAUUACUGGAAACCUUUUUGAAGUGUACCUUAAGCCAUACUUCCUUGAAGCUUAUAGACCAAUUAGAAAAGGUGAUAUUUUUCUGGUUCGUGGUGGAAUGCGUGCUGUGGAAUUUAAAGUGGUAGAAACCGAUCCUACUCCUUACUGUAUAGUUGCUCCAGACACUGUUAUUCACUGCGAAGGAGAACCAAUCAAGCGAGAGGAUGAAGAGGAAUCCUUGAAUGAAGUUGGUUAUGAUGACAUUGGUGGUUGUCGAAAACAACUGGCACAGAUAAAGGAGAUGGUAGAGCUCCCUCUCCGGCAUCCAGCUCUUUUCAAAGCUAUUGGUGUAAAACCCCCUCGUGGUAUUCUGCUGUAUGGACCUCCGGGAACUGGCAAGACACUUAUUGCUCGUGCUGUGGCUAAUGAGACUGGUGCCUUUUUUUUCCUUAUUAAUGGUCCUGAAAUCAUGAGCAAACUUGCUGGAGAAUCAGAAAGUAAUCUGCGGAAAGCAUUUGAAGAAGCUGAAAAGAAUGCCCCAGCUAUCAUUUUCAUUGAUGAACUUGAUGCCAUUGCCCCAAAAAGAGAGAAGACACAUGGAGAAGUUGAACGUCGCAUAGUCUCUCAAUUGCUAACUCUUAUGGAUGGCCUAAAGCAGAGAGCGCAUGUCAUUGUCAUGGCUGCGACCAACAGACCCAAUAGCAUUGAUCCAGCACUAAGACGAUUUGGACGAUUUGACAGAGAAGUAGAUAUCGGUAUACCUGAUGCAACUGGUCGUCUAGAGAUCCUACAGAUUCACACUAAGAAUAUGAAGUUGGCUGAUGAUGUUGACCUUGAGCAGGUAGCAAAUGAAACCCAUGGCCAUGUUGGUGCUGAUCUUGCAGCUCUGUGCUCUGAAGCUGCUCUCCAGGCCAUUAGAAAGAAGAUGGACCUCAUUGAUUUGGAAGAUGAAACCAUUGACGCAGAAGUUAUGAACUCCCUUGCUGUAACCAUGGAUGAUUUCAGGUGGGCUCUUACCCAGAGCAAUCCAUCAGCUUUGCGAGAGACCGUAGUUGAGGUUCCUCAGGUCAGUUGGGAAGAUAUUGGUGGACUGGAUGAUGUCAAGAGAGAACUGCAGGAGCUUGUACAGUACCCUGUGGAGCAUCCAGACAAAUUCCUGAAGUUUGGCAUGACUCCUUCCAAAGGAGUGCUAUUCUAUGGUCCUCCUGGUUGUGGUAAGACAUUGCUUGCUAAAGCUAUUGCAAAUGAAUGCCAGGCCAACUUUAUUUCCAUUAAAGGACCUGAGCUGCUCACUAUGUGGUUUGGUGAGUCUGAGGCCAAUGUUCGGGAGAUCUUUGACAAGGCUCGUCAGGCUGCUCCAUGUGUGUUGUUCUUUGAUGAAUUGGACUCCAUCGCAAAGGCCCGUGGUGGCAACAUUGGAGAUGGUGGUGGAGCAGCUGACCGUGUGAUUAACCAAAUUUUAACUGAAAUGGAUGGCAUGUCUACCAAAAAGAAUGUGUUUAUUAUAGGAGCCACAAACCGUCCAGAUAUAAUUGAUCCUGCUAUUCUUCGUCCUGGCCGGUUAGAUCAGCUGAUAUAUAUACCACUUCCUGAUGAGAAGUCCCGUGUAGCUAUUCUGAAGGCAAAUUUGAGGAAGUCUCCAAUUUCUAAGGAAGUAGAUUUGGAAUUCCUUGCGAAAAUGACAAAUGGUUUCUCUGGAGCUGAUCUGACAGAGGUUUGCCAGCGUGCUUGUAAAUUAGCCAUCAGAGAAUCUAUCGAAAGUGAAAUCAGACGAGAACGUGAGAGACAAACAAAUCCUUCGGCUAUGGAGGUAGAAGAGGAUGAUCCAGUACCUGAAAUUCGCAGAGAUCACUUUGAAGAAGCAAUGCGUUUUGCACGGCGUUCUGUCAGUGACAAUGAUAUCCGAAAGUAUGAAAUGUUUGCACAGACCUUACAGCAAAGCCGUGGAUUUGGCAGCUUCAGAUUCCCAGCAGGUAACCAAGGUGGAGCUGGUCCAAGCCAGAGCGGUGGUGGAGGCAGUGGUGGGAACGUAUUCAGUGAGGACAAUGAUGAUGAUCUGUAUGGCUAAACCAACUCAGAAUGGACCAAUAUUUAAUAAAGGGCCACACUGUACAGAGAAAAUUCAUUUCCAUGGACUUUCAUCCUUUAGUGUUCUUCAGUUACAAAAUUGUAGCUACUUAUCUGACCCUUUGGAGCUGAAGUGUAGGGUUGGGGUUCUGUUGCAGGAGCAGAUUUUGUUUAUAUUGAAAACGUAUGUGUGAGAGUUUGGCAGUUUGGGGACAUUGCAUCUGAAAUGGUUCAUUUUGCAGAUUCAGCAGCUUUGGCAGUGAGUACAUCACAAGCUUGUCAAAUUAAAGAAAAAAAUCAAAACUUUUUAUAUUGGCUUGUGACAUAAUAUAUCUGAAAAUGUUAAGUUCUUAACUUGCACAGAAUAAAUUCUAAUUGGUCUCGUUUA